UUUAGCAAUACUGUUCAUAAUGGACGUGCCUAAAACCUACAAUUUUAGCAAAACUAAAGCUGUUCUGGCCGAGAUACAGAACGUUCUUAAAUGUCCUGUUUGUGAGGAUAUUGCAGUUAACCCUUUUUCACUUGGACAAUGCUCACACUUCUUCUGUAAAUCCUGUCUCGGCAGAUCAAGAGGAGGACGAUGUCUAGCACCUGGUUGCUCUGCAUCAGCACCUGCUAAGGAUGCAUCAUCUAAUAAACUCAUUCAUUCAUUCACUUGUAGUCUUUUUAAGAUCGGAGAGAUACUAGGUGAACAGGUUCCUGAUAGGUUAAAGGAGCAAAUGGUUACACCUUCAGAAGAAAUUUUAACAAGUACUGAAGAUCAAGUUGAGAAACAGACCCCAAAUAACAAGAAGAACACAAAGAGAAAGCUUAGCCCAGUGGUCUCCAACCACAGUAAUGUCGGAGAGUCCGAGGAAUUUCCUUCAAACAACAAAAAUUCUCGUCAAGUUUCUAAAAGAUCGAGAUCUGUGAUACCUGUUGCAGGAUCUAGUAUACAAGGAGAUUCCAAGUUUAAAUCUCCGACUCGCCAGAGGAGAUCUAAAACCAUCCUGCCACUGCCAUCUACUGAAGAUCAAUCAUAUUUUUCAAACAGAAAGAAACCUGCCUCCUUGGAGAAAAAGAAUAGAAAAGGUGAAACUGCACUCCAUACUGCAGCUGUCAAGGGAGAUGAUAAAACUGUUCUCAAACUGUUGGAGCAGGGAGCUAAUCCUAACACAGUAGAUAACGCAGGAUGGAGCCCUCUUCACGAAGCAUCAAUUGCAGGGAGAGAGGAUAUUGUGAGAAUAUUGUUGAACUAUGGAGCCAGUCCAAAUCUACACGCUCAAGAAGAGAAUCUGACCCCACUUCAUGAUGCUGUCAGUAAUGGUUUUGUCAACGUGGUUCGGCUCCUUGUGUCCCACGGAGCUGAUAUUAAAGCAAAGAACAGUCAAGGGUUAACUCCACGUGAGGUUGCCGUGUCUGAAGAAAUGAUCUCUGCUCUCGAAGAAACUCCUCUGGAAAUGACUGACAGCCAAAUGUUGAAUCAGUCUCUUGUACAGCAGGAUAUACUUCUCCCUGAGAAUAUCGUCCUAUCCUGUCCUCAAUCCUCGGAUACGGACUUCAAGAAGAUUACCGCAGCUGCUGCUAAGCUCAAGCUUAGGAAACCAAGUAGAGCUCUAACCGUGAAAACUACACAUUGUUUGCUAGAUAGUUCUAAGAACGUGAACUACAUAUACUCUGCACAGCUCGUCGGAGCAGAGAUUAUCACCUCGGAAUGGAUUUAUCAAUCCAGACAGCUUGGCGUAUUGGUGGAUACAGAACAUUUCUUGCUUCAAUCGUCGGAUUUAAUUCAAUCAGGACGAACCAGAUCAAAGGAUUGUAGGUUAAGAGGUCAACCUAAACUGUUCACAGGUCUUCAUUUUUAUCUAACCGGAGGGUUUGAUAAACCUAACUGCUCCAAGACUGAUAUUCAAAAACUGAUUUCUCUCUCUGGUGCAAAACUUUUAAAAAGAGAACCGGAUCCGGAAAACCUUCCUGUUGCAGAAAAGACGGUUCCGCAUCAUGCGGAGCAGAACUCUUCGUUAGGCAUAACUUCACACAUAAUUCUAUACCAGGAGGGAGGAAAGCGGGAACCUCUACUCAAAUAUAACAUGGAGCACUUGAAAACUAUUCCUUUAAUCUGGUUUCUACAGUGUAUACUUCACCAUCAGCUGCUAGAGCCUAAACUUUAUCUCUAAUAUUUCUAUAUUAUAAUAUGUACUCCAGAAUGUUCAAAAUUUCCGAACCUGUAAAUGUAUUCAGUACUAAUAAAUGUUAUAAGUAUUAAUUUAAA
Molecule: messenger RNA, 1860 nt
Organism: Eurytemora carolleeae
Lineage: Eukaryota; Metazoa; Arthropoda; Copepoda; Calanoida; Temoridae
Product: BRCA1-associated RING domain protein 1
Exons: 7
Coding region: 20-1765 (581 amino acids)
Molecular function (GO): metal ion binding; protein binding
Source: RefSeq, a predicted model, not a curated record